Molecule: messenger RNA, 4030 nt
Organism: Amphimedon queenslandica
Lineage: Eukaryota; Metazoa; Porifera; Demospongiae; Haplosclerida; Niphatidae
Product: mucin-5AC-like
Exons: 12
Coding region: 292-3942 (1216 amino acids)
Source: RefSeq, a predicted model, not a curated record
GAUUUACAGUUGGGUUCUAACUGGAUUGACUUUAAUCUCGUGAGUGGGUGUAUCUCAUUCUUCAUUCAAACUCAAGACUCAUUCUCAUGCUCCCAUACCUCAAGCCAGGAACUGGUAUGGGACAACGUCUACAUCAGAUCAAGCAACAUUGACAACUGGACCACAAAAACGUAUUAUGGCAGUACUGUACUCCGUAUAGUCAUUAAUAAGAGGCUAUCAUCCUUACCUAAUGUAAGGAGACUGGAGCUAUCACUGGGUGAUGGAGUCAGUCAGGACAGGAUUAAAGAAAUAAUGACACUAGUGUUUAGUAAGGACACUGGUCUAAUGGCUACUGGUCGAACGGUGGGUGCUACUGGUACUAGCGGAACAGUGGGGACUAUGGCUAAUGGUGGAACAACUAGUGGUUCAGUGGGGCCUGGUUCGGUGGAGCCUGGUCAAAUGGUGAAGGCUACUGGUGGCACAACGAAUGAAACUGGUCGUACGGUGGGGACUGUGGCUACUGGUCGUACGGUGGGGACUGUGGCUACUGGUCGUACGGUGGGGACUGUGGCUACUGGUCGUACGGUGGGGACUGUGGCUACUGGUCGUACGGUGGGGACUGUGGCUACUGGUCGUACGGUGGGGACUGUGACUACUGGUCAUACAGUGGGAUCUGUGGCUACUGGUAAAGUAAAGGUGUCUUCUGCUAGUAACCCUAUUAGAAUCUAUUUGGAUAAGAGUAGUGAGAGUGCUGCUACUAAUGAUGAUGAAGUGUCUCCAAUCACUGCUAAUGCUAACCUACACACACCCACCCCUGCAGAGAGGUUCAUAUGUUCCCAGGACACACCCACAGAGCAGCCGAUAGUAACACUCACUCCUUUCACAUCAACUCCUAAACCACUUCCACCUCUUGCGCAAUCAUCUAUCAACUCCGCCUCCAAUUCUCAUCAAUCAGCCACACCCACUAAUGCAUUACACGUACGUGUAACAGUGACCAAUCAAAUUGUAGCUAAGCCAUCAGGUCCGACUUUAAAGUCUACCAAAGGUUUAUCUAGUGAUGCUACAGUGAAGGUACCACCAGUGUCCAAUUGUCCAGUGACCCAGUCUUCUACCGUUGUCUCUAAACCGGCGUCCAUUGUACCUGCGACCAAUAAAUCAUCAUCUUCCCUUGGCACCAAACCAGUUACUAGCAAAAGGCCUACUUCUGUAGCUACUCCCAAUAAACUGGUGAGAGCAGAGCUCCAGUUUGAAGGUACUCCCCCUCCUCUCCCUCCAUCAGUCCUGCCCUCCUCCUCUGCUCAUAAAGACAGUAGCAACUCCUCAAAGAAAGGAGGACCAUCUUCAGCUACUAAAAAGGAAGAAGGAGCUUCAAAGAAUGGACGACUCUCUCUGGCCCGAUCUUGCAAGACCAGAGCUCUCUUAUCCACAGUAUCAUCAAACUGCAUGGACACUUUUGACUAUGCAGAACAAUCAACCAUCACUGCCUCCAGCAAUAAUAAUAACAAUAAUAAUAAUACUACUGCUGCUAUUAAUAGUGUUACUAAAAAUAGUGUUACUAAAAAUAGCUCUAAGAGGAGACCUGUUAUUCGUAGUGCUAGUAAGAUUCAUCCAGUUGAGUCUGCUGGUGUUAAGAAGGUACUGGAGGAGUCCUUCAUGUCUGAGACUAGUGAUCAUGAUAUCAGUGUCUAUGACUUCCCUCCUAGUCCUGUAAAAAGUAAGAAUGGAUUGUCAAAGUCCACGAGGAAGCAGUCACUAGUAUCAAGUACUUCAUCAACCGCUACCAGCCCACAGAGGCCCUCUAUAUCCAACACUGGACCACCUAACAGGACCUCAACCACUAACAGGACUAGUAGUAAUACUAAUAUAGCUGAGACUGCUACCAUUAACAGAUCUGCUGUUAUUAAUAAUAGCACAGCUACUAACAGUACUGCUGUCCCUGGUGCUACUGACAGUACAGUUAACAGACCUUCAGUUACUACUGAUAGCACUACUGCUCCUCCCCCUGUGGUUCCUAAGAGGAGCUUUGCUAGGAAAGUCCCUGGAGUUAGGAGGUACUCUACUGGACUGAAGUCCCUAGACAAGUCCCUGGACAGGAGGGGGAGAGGGAAGAGCGUUAGCUUUGGGUCCUCGUCAUCUUCUGCUAAUAACUCAAGGGACGUACUGAAGAGCAUAUCAAUGAUUGAGGAGACACAGUUGGAGACUGAUAAGGAGAUUGUACUGGGUAAUGGUGGGGCUGGUGAAAGAGAUAAAGCUAGCAAUGAAGGAAGAACAGAGAAAAGAGGAGAGACAAAGGCCAAGAGAGUUGAAUCUACUUCCACUCAAAAGAAGAGUACAGGAAAGAAAGAGAGUGUAGCUAGUCUUGGAAAGAAAGAGAGUGUAGCUACGUGUAGUAAUGGAAAGAAGGACAGUGUAGCUAGUCAUGGAAGGAAAGAUGGAGACAAAGAGAGGAAAACUGCUAGCAAGAGUAAAGAAGGAGUACCUUUAAUGGCAGCCGAACCUCAAGUAGCAGAGAUAGAAGGAGAGAUUGUGAUCACAAGGAUAGAUGAGAGACCAAACACAAGAAGUAGAAAGAAAAAGUCUCUUGAUGACAGCUUUGAUGAUAUUGUUAAGAGGAGGCCCAAGUCUCGGCAGCGCCCAUGUGUCCCUUCUCCUGUGAUUGAUUUUGAUGAUGACAGUGACUUCAGUCUUGAAGACAUCAGUAUCACUUACUCCUUCAAUAGCAAUGGGAAUAGGAAUAAGACGGGAGGGAAGCAUCAGCAGUGUAUUAAUGGAGAUAAGGAAGAGAGAGACACUGGUCCUGAUACUAGUGACAUUAGGGUAGCUGGUAGUACCAGUAGAAGUGAAGGAGGAGCUAAUGGGGGCUAUAGAGAUAAUGGAGUCACAAGGAAUGGUGGUAGAGAGAAUACUAGCUGCACUAUUAGUAUGAAGAGCAAUGGUAGAGAAAGGAGAGAGGAAGAGAUGGUCACUGCCCAUGACUUUAGUUAUGGAGGGAAGAAGAUUCUAAGGAAAGGACUUCGAGUGAGUUUAGAGAAGACAGGAAUGGAAAUAAGAGAGAGGGCUACUGUGACCAGCCGGUCGUCAGGAAGGAAUAGCUUAAAUGGAGGAACCCUAUCAGAUAGAGGGAAGACAGAUCACUCUGUUCAUAUGUUAGAUGAAUCAAUGGAAGAGUUCAUUAAUGAGGAUCCCACUAGUGUAGAGUGUAGCCUCAGUACUGAUGAUACUACCUGGUCUCCUCAGACUAAAGCUAAAGCACCAGCUCCUAAUAAUAAAGCAACAAAGACUGUUCACUUUGGACCAGUUUCCAACAAGCUACAUGUUAGCAAUAAUGACACUGCUGAUACUAAUAAUGGAGUUUAUAAAGGUGCUCCAAGCCCUCAGCUGGCCUUGUCUCCUAAUGGCAGUGUGUCCUCAAGUCAAAUGGAUCUUGACUGCUCAGUGAUGUCAGCUUUUAGAAAAGAUUGCACUGUUCUUUUUACUGAUAUUUCAACUCUUAAGAAGAUGUCAGCUCCUACUGUCAGCAGUAAACCGUCUAAUAAUAAGAGGAAGAGGAAGAAUGAGGGCAAACCUGGAGGUCCUAUAUUAAAGAAAGCCAAGUCAGCUACUGAGUCCGUCCUUCAUUCCUCUACUGUUAAUGAUGAUGAGUCUUCGUUGACUGAUAAUGUAUUAACUGCUUCUGAUGAGGCAUCCAAAUCAAUGGAGGUUGUUCUAAAAGACAUUAGGAAAGAGACCCAAUUUAUGGAAGAUCUCUAUCAUAAAGCUAGAUUAGAACACAGCGAGUUUACCGAGCACCAAAAGAAAAGAUUUGAAGAGGAAAAGGACAAACUUAACGAGCCUCUGGCUAAACUAAGCAAGGAAAUGAAUAGAAUAAAGAAGAAGAUUCUUCAAGAGCAGCAUGAGAGGAGUAUGAGUAAUGUGAGGAAAUCUCUUCUUACAAUGGUAAACAAACUAGUCCACGAGUCAUAAACAAUGUAGCUACAUGUACAUGUAUAAUUAAUAAUUAUGUUAAUAUCAUUUAAUCAUCAAUCAUUAUAUGUCAUAUUAUUAUUAUUAU